CCGGCGGGGGUUGUGUUUACCCGCGGUGCAUGGUGGGGCGGUCUCCUCGGGCAACUACAGCCCACCGGCUGCCCUGAGGCGGUGCGGAAAGGGCACCAUGGCUGAGGCGGCAGCAUGAGCCGGGUUCCCACCUCCUCGGCGCCCCUGCCGAGCCCCGAAUACUACGAGAGGGUGGGCCAACUCCAGAAUGGGCUACGAGACAGUGAAAAGAAGAGAUUGGACCUGGAAAAGAAACUUUAUGAACAUAGUCAGUCUCAUAUAUGCAAAGUUAAGCUGAAAUAUGUAAAACUAAAGAAAUACCUGGAGGAAAUAUGUGAAUCUGAAAGGAGGGCUCGUCUACGAAACCAAGAAUAUUUAAUGCAGUUUGAGCAUGUCCAAGAUCGAGUUGGACACUUUACCACAAAUACCGAGACUCUUCAAAAACUGAAGAUUCAAUAUGAGACUCAAAUUAAGAAGAUGCAGUUACUCUCAAAAGAUAACCUGGAAACAAAAGGUGAACUGAAAGAUGAAGACAGAGAAAAGGUUGCAGUGCAAGCAGGAAUCAGUUUGGGGACAGCUAUGUCAAGAGGAUUGUAUCAACCAGCAACGAUCUUUAUGGGUCACCCAAUGUCAGCCAUCUCAAGCAUUGGCGAUUUCAGUACAGAGCAGAAAUCUCCCCAGCCCACAAAGAACUUUUCAAUUCCUGACCCACAUUCACACCAACAGACAGCCCAGAGCAGUAAUGUGACAGACAGCUGUGUAGUACAAACUAAUAGUGACACACAGUGCUUAAAUAAGACUGACAAAAUAGAUGGAAAGACAUCUCUUCAGACUGGUGAGAAAAUGCCAGUCACAGCCAGUGUGUUGUCUGAGGAGGAACAAACUCAUUGCUUGGAGAUAGGAAACAACACACGUCACAGCAAGAGUAAUUUAUCUGAAGGCAAAAAGUCUGCUGAACUUCAUUCCUCGUUACAGGAAAGAUUAAGCCCAGAAAACAGAACCACUGAUUUAAGGUGUGACAGUUUCAGCAGAUCAGAGGGAUCAGAGGGAGAAGUACUGACACAAGAACAUAUUGAGGUUGAGGAAGAGCGAGCCAGCCCGCCAGUCUCUGCGGUAUCAGUUUCAGAACACUGUGCAUCUGAAAAUAAGUGGUCUCAAGAGAAGCAUUCUGCCUGGGAAGGUUUCUCAGAUCAUCUUGCCCAUGGGGAUCCAAAGUCACAAAGACCUUUCAUAAAGAUGCAGGAAGAAGAAGAGGAGGAAAGUUUGUGCAGCAGCAGUGACCUCACAGUCUCUGUAAGUGAAGAUGAUCUGAUUUUAGAAAGUCCAGAACCACGGCUGAAUCCAGGUGACAAGAUGGAGGGAGAAAGAAUAGAGGCCUUUAGAUUAAUCCACACUGAGCAAGAAAGAGAUGCCCUGUCCACUGGAAAAAAAAAUUGUAUUUUUCAAGCUGUAAGUUCUCCUGAUUCAAAAAAGGAAUCUUCCAUGAACUCACCAAUAAGACAAUCUAAACAAGCACCAGAUUGGGGCUUAUUGAGGAUGCAAAUGGAUAAGCAUGGUGCUACCUUGAAAGAACAUGAUAAUUCUCUUGAAAAAAAGGCAACAGCAUUAUUGAAAAAAGCCCUUACAGAAGAGUGUGACCAUAGGUCAGCUAUUCACAGUGAUGAAUCAUUUUGCAGCUUGUCAUCUAUUCUGAAUGACAAUAGUGGAAUAAAGGAAGCAAAGUCUGCUCUGUGGCUCAACAGUGUUCUUACAAGGGAACAAGAAGUUUCAAGUGGCUGUGAAGAUGAGAGCAAGGAAGAAAGUGUGACUGCAAAAGUUCCAAUCACAGGUUCGAACAUUGACAGCAGCACAUUCAAGACAAGAACAACUCACAAAAUUGUUUCGGAAGCUAAUUUUUCAUCUAGUGAAGGAAGUUCUUUGUCAAGGCAUGAAAAUGAAAAGAAACUAGUGAUCAAUUUCAGGUCAAAUGCUUUCUGGGGGGAGUCUGACGACAGUAACUCAGAAAUUGAAGCUGCUUUACGUCCUAAAAACCAUAACACAUCCACUGAUGAUUUUGAUGAUUUUUAUGACAAAUAAGCUGUAACAUCUGUUGGAAAUAAAAUCUUUAAACAAACUGAAACCAUGUGU
Castor canadensis (American beaver) is the source of this 2106-nucleotide messenger RNA. RefSeq names its product kizuna centrosomal protein (gene Kiz). Gene Ontology annotation, biological process: spindle organization. The record is from RefSeq and is a predicted model, not a curated record. Gene Ontology annotation, cellular component: centrosome. NCBI's taxonomy places the organism in Eukaryota, Metazoa, Chordata, Mammalia, Rodentia, Castoridae.